UCAAACGUGGUUUUUUCAUUUUUCAACCAAAGUCCUUCAUUUAAAAAUAGUAAUAACAUAAAGAAAAUAAAACAAAAAGAAAAAAGAAACUCUCAUUUCUUCACUGCCGGGAAAAUUCACAAUUUUCCGGGAAAAUUUCACUGCACUAUGGUUUCCCCGGAAAACACCAAUUGGCUUUUCGAUUACACUUUGAUUGACGAAAUUCCCGUCGAUGGCUCCUUCGCCUUCACGUGGCCCCCACCACAUCCUUCCAAUGUUGGUGUUGAAAUGGAUGGCUCUUUGGGGGAUUCUGAUGGUAUCAAAGAACCUGGUUCGAAGAAGAGGGGUAGAUCGGAUUCAUGUGCUCCUUCCAGCUCUAAGGCAUGUCGAGAGAAGCUGCGGAGGGAUAAGCUGAAUGACAAGUUUGUUGAAUUAGGCUCCUUCUUGGAGCCUGGAAGGCCUCCCAAAACUGACAAGGCAGCAAUUCUGAUCGAUGCUGCCCGCAUGGUGAAACAGUUGCGGGGUGAAGCCCAGAAGUUGAAAGACUCAAAUUCAAAUAUUCAAGAGAAGAUUAAAGAGUUGAAGGUUGAGAAAAAUGAACUCCGUGAUGAAAAGCAGAGGCUUAAGGCUGAGAAAGAGAAGUUGGAGCAGCUAAUGAAAUCAAUGAAUGCCCAACCCAGUUUCUUGACACACCCUCCUCCAAUCCCUGCUGCAUUUGCUCCACAAGGCCAAGUCCCUGGAAACAAGUUAAUGCCUUUCAUGAGUUAUCCAGGAGUUGCCAUGUGGCAAUUCAUGCCACCAGCCUCCGUGGAUACCUCACAGGAUCAUGUACUCCGUCCACCAGUCGCCUAAAUUGGCGCUGUACAAUUUUUUAGGAUUCCAUUAUGGCCUAAAAGUUGUAUUCCUUCCGUAUACACUCUUGCCUUUUAGUUAUUUACUAUGUAUUCUAACUGAUAUUUUCUAUUAUGAAGUCUGAUACUGUUGUGAAGUAA
Molecule: messenger RNA, 971 nt
Organism: Trifolium pratense (red clover)
Lineage: Eukaryota; Viridiplantae; Streptophyta; Magnoliopsida; Fabales; Fabaceae
Product: transcription factor ILR3-like
Exons: 5
Coding region: 148-831 (227 amino acids)
Biological process (GO): intracellular iron ion homeostasis; regulation of DNA-templated transcription
Molecular function (GO): protein dimerization activity; DNA-binding transcription factor activity
Source: RefSeq, a predicted model, not a curated record